Molecule: messenger RNA, 1737 nt
Organism: Helianthus annuus (common sunflower)
Lineage: Eukaryota; Viridiplantae; Streptophyta; Magnoliopsida; Asterales; Asteraceae
Exons: 6
Coding region: 1-792 (263 amino acids)
Molecular function (GO): cysteine-type endopeptidase inhibitor activity
Source: RefSeq, a predicted model, not a curated record
AUGGUUUCAAUGAUUCAACAGUUUGAAGUGUUGUAUCUGGAUAUGGUGGGACGUCAAUACGAUUGCUUGAUUAACCCUCUCGGGGCCGUCCGAUCAACGUUUGAGAAGGUGGUGGCAACUGGUGCAGAUCCGACAUCAUUUGACGAUUUGAGUAUCCACAACGUUUCAGAAAUUAAUGAAAGAGAACUGCAUGGAGCCUUUCUUUGUCUCUCAGGUCUUCUGUAUGGGACUUUGCGAAGAAGAUCUUGCGAAAGUAGUUCAGGACGAUCGUCAUUCUUUGUGAUCGACUAUCUCGCUCGAUUCGCCGUCGAUGAACACAACAAGAAGCAGAAUACCCUGCUGGAAUUUGGUAAGGUACUGGAUGCAAAGGAGCAGUUAGUAGCUGGUACAUUGUAUUUUAUCACACUUGAAGCAACUGAUGGUGGUGUCAAAAAGACUUACGAAGCCAAGGUUUGGGUUAAGGAAUGGGAAAACUUCAAAGAAUUGCUGGAGUUCAAGCCUGUUGAUGCUGCCACCCCAGUUUGUGGAGGAAUUACAGAAGUAAAGGACUUUGCAAACAGCCUUGUGAUCGACGAUUUCGCUCGAUUCGCCGUGGAUGAACACAACAAUAAGCAGGCAUCAUAUAUCUCUUUGCUAUUUGGUGCUGUAGGUACUGUGAUAUCGAUCACCAUCAUUUCGUUUGGUGCUAUACACAUUUUCAAAAGAAUGAAUGUCGGUUCUCUUGACCUCGGAUAUUUUCUUGGUAUCGCUUACUUAACUCUUUUAUGUCAUCGCCUUUCUAAAUAUACCUAAAGUUCCUGUUCAAACCAGUCUAAAUGAGCAAAAACAAAUGUCUCAUUGACAUACUAUUUGUUUAGGUUUCUCACUUUCUUGAGCCGGUUAAAGCUAGGUUCACAAGAUCACAAUUUAUUUAGAGACGCUAAACAUCUCUGAUGGUACAUUGGUGGUUGCUAUAUAGAUGCAUUUAAGGGUCUAUGUAAUCGUUCAGCUAAUAGAGCUUGAACUCGAGCUUUCAUGUUUCAUACUCAAAGCUCAAGUGUGGCUUGUGAGAAUUUUUUAUAGCUUGACUUGGGCUUAGCGUGUGUAUUAUUUAUUAUAUUUAUCUAAGUAUGUUAUUUAUAUACACAUUUAAUUAUCUUAUAUAUAACAGGAUUCAUAUUAUUUGUUUAUUUUUGUCAUGAUAAUAUAUACUUAUUUUUAUUAUGUAAGAUAUGUAUAAUUGUUAUAUGAAAUAAAAAUUUUACUGUUUAUGUAAAUUUCUCAUACAGGCUUGCAUUAGUCAAGCUCGGUAUAUGAAACUCGGGUUCGUUUAUUAAAUGGGCUAUUUUUUCAAACUCAAGCUUCGGCUCGGGGGGGUUACGGACAUUAUAUGGGUGUUAUCUUUUUUUGGUUCACAGGCUGCUGAAUAGGUUGGUUUGUUUUUGUUGUAGGUAUGUAAAAAGUUACCAGAAAAGAGAGAAGUUGGAGCACAGGUACUAAAUCGUCGUUUGGCCUUGGGAUUGAUUACAAAGGAAGAAUAAUGUGUUGUAGUCAAUGAUGGAUUUGUUUUUCUUGGUUUUGUAGUAUAUUUAUUCAUUACAAAGUGUUUUUCCCCUCCAUCAAAGAACAAAAGAAAACACAAGAUACUUUUUUUUUUUCCUUUUUGAGUAUAUACUUGUUGAAAACCAACCAGUUGUCAUUUUCUACGUUGUGAUCUUCAGUGGCGAAGCUUGAGAUUUCCGACCGGGGUUUUUAACG